AUGGUGCGCAACAGAGAGGGAGCCGACCAGCGUCCAGAAGCUGCUUUGGAGGAGGCGGAGGAGGUCCUUCAAGGUGAAGUUCACCAGACUCCGGACGAUGCCCGUCCGCAGACCGAACUGGCUAUUCCGAGUUCUGCAGGCUCUGGGACAUCGUUUCAAGGGGUUCCUUCAGCUCUGGAUGACUUGUCCGUCACGGCCAAUGGCGAGCCGUGCUUUGCUCCACCUUGCCUGAGCACGGAAAGCUCAGCCUCCGCUGGAGCAACAAAGGACGACGAAUACGACGAGCAUGAAAGUCCCCUGGCAGUCCUCCCUGGUCAUUUGGGACAUCCUGAGUUUUGCCGGCGACCUUGCAUUUUGUUCUCGGCAGGGAACUGUGAAGCGGGCAUGGGCUGCAACUACUGCCAUCUGCCUCAUCAUCGGAAGGUCAAGCUGCCCCAGGCCAUACGUUGCAAGCUGAAGGCGACGCGUGCAACAGAGCGUCUCGAAAUCCUGAUGCAGAUCCUGCGCAAGAAGGAGGCUGGGAUGCCCCGCACGCUUCCUUCCAUUCAGAAGUUGAUCAGCAUUACGCACGAGGCUUUGGAUGCCGCCAACUCCUCCCAGGCCUCUUCUCCUGAUCGGAGAGCAGCGCAGGCAGUUCUGGCAAAGAUGCCGGUGGCUGCGCUGCUAGGUGAGUUUUUCACUUCUGACUUCGAUCCGGAAGUUCGGGUCUGCUUGCAGCAAGAACUUUCGGAUCUGCGUGCGCAGUGUGCCAAGAUGCUCGCACAUUCCAAUCCUUAG
Molecule: messenger RNA, 777 nt
Organism: Symbiodinium sp. CCMP2592
Lineage: Eukaryota; Dinophyceae; Suessiales; Symbiodiniaceae
Source: the annotation of a GenBank genome assembly